UAAAAAACCUGUCUUUUGUCAUCAACCCCCCCCCCCCCCUCUCUGUCUCUCAAUUGAUGUGCCCAUCUUGGAUCUUCCUCUCCUGAUUCCAAAAACCCUGAAGAAAUCUCUUGUUUUCACUCUCUCCUAAACUAUUUCUCUUAGAUCCAACAACCCUUUUGAUCAUUUUCGCUGAAUUGCUGGAUCCAAUUCUCUCUGAUCACUGAUUCGGGUUUUGUGUUUUUGAAUGUGUAGAUUUGGAUUUGGUCCUGUUUUUUUGAAGAUUGACACUUGUUGAAGAUAAAAGAGGGAUUUUUAACUUUUGGGAUUGGAUUGUUUUGAUAAAAACAUGGCAUCUAAUGUGCCUCCAGGGGCACCUAGACAACCACCACCGCCUAGUUAUAACCCAAAUUAUCAGCAAAACCCGAAUAUUUUAUCCGAUAAUUUUCAGAAUUUGAAUCUCAAUCGGCCCUCUUCCAUGCCGAAUUCAGCUCCUAGGCCUUCGCCAUUUGGCCAACCACCGCCAUUUCCCUCCUCAGCUCCUUCACCACAAUUUUCCCGGCCUGGUGCACCACCUCCUGGUGUUGUCCCUAGACCUUCAGUGCCUCCCUCGGGAUUACCUCCAUCCACUUUCCCCCCAAAUGUUACCCCUGGUAGACCUACUGGGCCGCCUUUCAGUCAGCCGCAGCCUUUCAGUCAGACGCAGCCUUUCAGUCAGCCGCAGCCUUUCAGUCAGCCGCAGCCUUUCAGUCAGACGCAGCCUUUUGGGUCCAGACCGCCUCCGGGGUCAUUCCCGUCUUCUGCAAGUAGUGGUCUGGCAAUGGGUCCUGUCUCUGGUGCACCACCUCAAGGCUCACUUGUACCGCCAUUGGGUUCUCGCCCUAGUCCUGCUGCACCAUCUUCUUCACCUUUGAGUAUGCCCCCUUCCAGUUCAUUUGGUGGUUUAAUGAGUAAUGGGCCACCAGCACCAGCUUUCCAGAGUGCUCCACGUUUUCCUUCCCCUGUUAGUGCACCACAGCAACCGCCCAUGGGUCCUCCACCAACAGUGGGGUUGGCUCGCGCACCGCCUCAAAGCAUGCGCCACUUAAUGGGUAGUUCGGGGAUUAGUGGCCAGCCAGUUGCUCCCUUUUCAGCACCACCUCAAGGGACACCGUUUUCAGCUCAGCAUGGGAUGGCACCACCACCAGUAGGUUCUCCUUUCGCACCACAGAUGCAACCGCAGUCUGUAGCUCAACCUCCACCAAUUCCUGGUUCUGCUCAACCACCUAGAAUGUUUGGAAUGCCACCACCACUACCAAAUCAAAUGACUGCUAUAUCACCUGUUAUGGGUCAAACUGGAAGUCCUCUAUCAGGAGCAUCAAAGAUUGAUCCCAAUCAAAUUCCCCGGCCCAUUCCAGGUUCCUCUGUGAUCCUGCACGAUACUCGUGCGGGGAAUCAGGCCAACCCACCACCGCCUGCUACAAGUGACUACAUUGUUUCAGACACUGGGAAUUGCAGUCCACGGUACAUGAGGUGCACCAUCAAUCAGAUUCCAUGCACGGUUGAUCUGUUAUCAACAUCUGGCAUGCCGUUGGCUUUGUUGGUUCAACCUCUGGCCCUUCCUCAUCCAUCAGAGGAUCCUGUCCAGGUUGUUGAUUUUGGAGAAAGUGGUCCUGUUCGUUGUUCUCGUUGCAAAGGCUACAUAAAUCCCUUUAUGAAAUUCAUUGAUCAAGGGAGGCAGUUCAUUUGUAAUUUGUGUGGGUUUACUGAUGAGACUCCCCGUGACUACCACUGCAAUCUAGGUCCAGAUGGUAGGCGUAGAGAUGCUGAUGAAAGGCCCGAGCUAUGCAGGGGAACAGUUGAAUUUGUUGCCACAAAAGAAUACAUGGUCCGUGAUCCCAUGCCGGCUGUGUAUUUUUUUCUUAUUGAUGUAUCCAUGCAUGCCAUACAAACUGGUGCGACUGCUGCAGCUUGCAGUUCAAUUAAUCAAGUUAUUGCUGAUCUUCCGGAAGGGCCACGGACAAUGGUGGGCAUUGCAACUUUUGAUUCAACAAUCCAUUUUUACAAUCUGAAACGGGCAUUACAACAGCCACUGAUGCUUAUUGUACCUGAUAUACAUGAUGUUUAUACUCCUCUGCAAACUGAUGUUAUUGUUCCGGUUUCCGAGUGCCGUCAACAUUUAGAGCUAUUAUUGGAUAGUAUUCCAACUAUGUUUCAGAACAGUAGAAUCGUUGAAUCAGCCUUCAGUGCAGCAAUCAAGGCAGCUUUUUUGGCAAUGAAAAAUACUGGAGGGAAGCUUUUGGUAUUUCAAUCAGUCUUGCCUUCUGUUGGCAUUGGAGCCCUUUCUGCUCGAGAGGCUGAGGGAAGAAGUAACAUCUCUGCAGGGGAGAAGGAGGCCCAUAAAUUACUCCAACCAGCAGACAAAACAUUGAAGGAAAUGGCAAUUGAAUUUGCUGAAUAUCAGGUCUGUGUUGAUGUGUUCAUCACUACCCAGACUUAUGUCGACAUUGCUUCUAUCUCUGUCAUCCCUAAAACAACUGGAGGGCAGGUUUAUUAUUACUAUCCUUUCUCUGCUGUUUCUGAUCCAGCAAAGCUGUACAAUGAUCUCAGAUGGAAUGUCACACGGCCUCAAGGGUUUGAGGCAGUGAUGCGUGUGAGGUGCAGCCAGGGCAUUCAAGUUCAAGAAUACCAUGGAAACUUUUGCAAGCGCAUUCCAACAGAUAUUGACCUAGCUGCGAUUGAUUGUGACAAAACUAUUAUGGUUACAUUAAAACAUGAUGAUAAGUUGCAGGAUGGCUCAGAAUGUGCUUUCCAGUGUGCCCUCCUCUACACCACCGUGUAUGGACAAAGAAGAAUUCGUGUUACAAAUUUAUCAUUACCAUGCACAAACAAUUUAAGUAAUCUGUUCCGCUUGGCUGACUUGGAUUCCCAAUUUGUGUGUUUCUUGAAGCAAGCGGCAAGCGAAAUCCCUUCCAACCCACCCUUGGUUAUCCGAGACCGAGUGACAAACUUUUGCAUAAACAUUCUGCUUUCAUAUCGCAAAUUUUGUGCGACAGUAUCAUCAUCAGGACAACUCAUCCUUCCAGAAGCACUUAAACUUCUGCCCCUGUACACCCUCGCAUUAAUUAAAAGUACAGGAUUGAAACUCGAUGGGAGGAUAGACGAUCGGUCUUUUUGGAUCAAUUAUGUUUCUUCUGUUUCUACUCCUUUAGCGAUUCCAUUGGUGCACCCUAGGAUGAUUGCAAUCCACGACCUUGAUUCACAGGAAGCAAUUGGAUCUCUUAUCCCCCCUGCACUUCCUCUUUCUAGUGAAUAUGUGAAUGACAAUGGAGUUUAUCUUCUUGAGAAUGGUCAGGAUGUUUCAAUAUAUAUUGGGAACUCGGUUAAUCCAGAUAUCUUGCAAAAACUGUUUGGCAUUUCAUCUGUUGCUGAAAUUCCAACUCAGUAUGUCCUGGAGCAAUAUGACAAUUCACUAUCAAAGAAACUAAAUGAUGUGGUGAACGAGAUACGACGCCAAAGAUGUUCUUUCCUGCGUUUAAAGUUGUGUAAAAAAGGAGAUCCAUCAGGAAUGACAUUCUUCUCAUAUUUGGUUGAAGACAAGGUUCCAGCUGGCACUCUCUCCUAUGUAGAAUUUCUAGUGCAGGUCCAUCGGCAAAUUCAAGUAAAAAUGUCUUCAUAAUUCUGGCAUCUACAGUUGAUUUUACAAGUUUUGAUAGGCGACUGCAAGAACAGAAUCAGAUUCAAAGUAAAGAAAAUCAAUGUCAUGCUUGAUAUGUGUUCUGGGAUCAGCAACUCACUCUUAUUUAUUUACAGAAAGCAAGCUGGGUAUGAAUUUUUCCAUGGAAGUUUUGUUGAGUGUGGUUCUAUAUUUUAUAACAGUGAUUGCCAAUAAUAAACUCUUUCAUUUAUAGUUGUCUUA
Molecule: messenger RNA, 3877 nt
Organism: Populus trichocarpa (black cottonwood)
Lineage: Eukaryota; Viridiplantae; Streptophyta; Magnoliopsida; Malpighiales; Salicaceae
Product: protein transport protein Sec24-like At4g32640
Exons: 25
Coding region: 329-3637 (1102 amino acids)
Biological process (GO): intracellular protein transport; endoplasmic reticulum to Golgi vesicle-mediated transport; COPII-coated vesicle cargo loading
Cellular component (GO): endoplasmic reticulum exit site; COPII vesicle coat
Molecular function (GO): SNARE binding; zinc ion binding
Source: RefSeq, a predicted model, not a curated record